Messenger RNA from Nematolebias whitei (Rio pearlfish), 2715 nucleotides. RefSeq names its product kinesin family member 18A (gene kif18a). Gene Ontology annotation, molecular function: microtubule motor activity; microtubule binding; ATP binding. Bases 1 to 2715 code for a protein of 904 amino acids. The transcript is spliced from 17 exons. Gene Ontology annotation, biological process: microtubule-based movement. The record is from RefSeq and is a predicted model, not a curated record. Lineage: Eukaryota; Metazoa; Chordata; Actinopteri; Cyprinodontiformes; Rivulidae.
AUGACAGACGGCGUAUGUAGCCACGUGAAGGUGGUUGUUCGGGUGAGACCAGCCAACGAGAGUGAGAGACAUGAAAACUGUCGAAAUGUCGUCCAGGUGGUUGAUAACCACAUGCUCAUAUUUGACCCUAACGAAGAAGACUUGUCAUGUUUUGGGUCACAAAAACUGUGCAGUAGAAACAUCCACAAGAAGGCUAACAAAGACCUAAAAUUUGUUUUUGACCAUGUCUUUGAUGAAAACUCUACACAAGUUGAUGUUUUUGAAAACACAACGAAAGGAGUGUUGGAUGGCGUGAUGAACGGGUUCAACUGCACAGUGUUUGCUUAUGGCGCUACUGGAGCGGGUAAGACCCAUACCAUGUUGGGCUCACAAGAUAACCCGGGGGUCAUGUAUCGCACAAUGAAAGAUCUAUUCAAGCGCAUGGAUGAUGCCAAGGAGGAAAAAGAGUUUGCAGUUACAUUCUCAUAUCUCGAGGUUUAUAAUGAACAGAUCAGAGACUUGUUGGCUAAUGCCGGACCUCUUGCUGUUAGAGAGGACAGCUCUAAGGGAGUGGUUGUUCAGGGUCUCUCACUGCACAAGCCCAAAUCUGCAGAGCACAUUCUCGAGGCUUUGGAUUUUGGCAAUCGGAAUAGGACGCAACACCCCACUGAUAUGAAUGCUACAUCUUCACGAUCACAUGCUGUUUUCCAGAUUUAUUUAAGACAGCAAGACAAAACUGCCAGCCUCAAUCCUAAUGUCUGUAUUGCCAAAAUGAGUCUCAUUGACCUCGCUGGUUCAGAGAGAGCCAGUGCCACCAACGCCAAAGGAGCUAGACUUCGAGAAGGUGCUAAUAUCAAUCGCUCCCUUCUUGCCCUGGGAAAUAUUAUCAACGCUCUUGCUGACCCAAAAAGCAAGAAGUCCCAUAUACCAUACAGAGACAGCAAGCUGACGAGGAUACUGAAGGACUCCCUAGGGGGCAACUGCAGAACAGUUAUGAUUGCAAAUGUUGGCCCUUCAUCCAAAUCAUACGAUGACACCCACAACACACUUAAAUAUGCCAACAGGGCCAAGGAGAUCAAAUCCUCGCUCAAAAGUAAUGUUGUAAGUCUCGACAGCCAUAUCGGUCAAUAUGCUGUCAUAUGCAAGAGACAACAGCAAGAGAUUUUACAGUUAAAGCAGAAACUGAAAGAAUAUGAGGCGAAGAACAAUACUCCUGGGGUUUUCAACUCAGUCUUGUCCCCAAAACAAGCAGAGUUCAAAAGAGUGUCAGAAGACCUGCAGGGCAUCUUCUCAAGCCGUGCCCAAAUCAGACGAGAACAGCUGGAUCUGGAGAGGCAACUGAAGGCAAAUGAGCUGCGCCAGCGCUACAGUGAGGAGGACUACCUGCAGGUCCAAUAUUUCUGUGCCAAAGAGAAGACGGACAAGGCCACUUGCAAACACGAGCGGAAGAUCGCCAGCCUGCGCACUCAGCAGCAGCACAUCUUCAAACGUUUGAAGGAUACAAAUACCCGUUUCCUGGAAAAUGAUGGUUUGCUUCAUCGUGUUGAAAAUGAGAUUAAGUUGCUCAAGUCGAAUGAUCAGAGCGCACAGGUGCUAGAGAAAGACUUGUAUUGCCACAGACUGGAGCUGCAGGUAAAUGAUCUCAACCAGCACAUCAAGCAGAUGGUUGAGCUCACUACGCUGCAGGAUCAGGAGAACAAGCGUAUGCAGAAAAUGGUGAACAUCUUGCUGCCAGCUUACAGUCGGCACUUCUCCUCGCUGCACGAGGCAGCGGUGACCACAGCGGCGGACGAGAUGGAGUAUCAGGAACUGGAGCACGUUGUGUUGAGGGAGAGAGGCGUGGUCUGGGCUGACCAGGAAGAGGCAGGGCAGCAGCUGAAAGAUGAAGAGUUCAGUGUGGAUGCGCAGGAAACAAACAAGGAAGGAAAAGUUGGGCUCCACGGCGAGCUGGCACCUGUCUUACGUUUCUCAUAUCUGCAGUACCAUCAGAGCAGCCCCUGCAGUGCAGAGAGGCCAACCAAAAAAACAUUCAUGUACAAUGCUGCUCCAUCACCUAAAGAUGGAGGAACGCAACCAGAUAAACCUCCCCGAAUGCCAAUCAGAAGAAAUUUGUCUGUUUUACUCCCGUCACCGAGCUUGCAAGUUAUGACCACGUCCCAAGUGUUUGAGGACCCACUUCCACUCCAGUAUACACCAGAACCUGUUCAAAAAACAACUCCUCCACUUACCUCUUCCAGCAACGUGGAUCUAAAUAUGACCUUUGAAGUUAAUGAGAAUGAUGAUCAAACUGCAAGAAAUGCAACCAUCACAAUACGCCAUGGCAGUCUGUCUCAAGCAUCAAAGUUCCCAGGCCUCAGUCAAAAAAAAAAUACUCCCGAAGCAACCAGGGGUAACCGGUUUCAUUUCAAAAGACAACAUGUGGCGCCUUUGCCAGAUGUGCGACAAACCAACCCAUCCUACAUGGACAUGACGUCAGCCGUGCAAGGGAAGCGUAAAUUUAACCGCAGCAUCAGAGAAGAUACGAGUCAGGAUUUCUCCGCGCCGAAGCGUAUAAAGAAAGACGCGUCGGUGGUUCAGAGGCCACUCAGGGUGCAGCGCUUCACCGGUUCUGAGAACAAGCGUCGCACAAUCGUGAGGAGCGUUUCUGAAGGGACCCUCGGCCUCGGCGCUCAAAAAUCCAAGUCCUUUCUCCGCAAAACAUCUCAGCAGAUGAGACGAGUGGCCAAACGAACGUGA